CAGGGGGCGGGGUCCUGGCCGUGAAUUGGGGCGGCAUGUUGCGGUCUGGCCUUUUUCGCUCCGGGAUGCGGCGGAGUUGGGCUUUGAGACAGUGCGCUUCGGAGGCUCGGUUCCUCGGGAAGCGGUGGCUGGUGGCUGGCCUGGGGAACCAUGGAAUGCCCGGCACACGGCACAGCGUGGGCAUGGCGGUGCUGGGGCAAAUAGCGCGGCGACUAGGAGUGGCGGGGAGCUGGGCUCGUGACUCUCGCUGCGCUGCUGACCUUGCCCUGGCCCCGUUUGGGGAUGCCCAGCUGGUACUGCUCCGGCCACGGCGCCUCAUGAAUGUCAACGGGCGCAGCGUGGCCCAAGCUGCGGAGCUGUUUGGACUGACUGCGGAGGACAUCUAUCUGGUGCAUGAUGAACUUGACAAGCCCCUGGGAAAGCUGGCUCUGAAGCUAGGGGGCAGCGCGAGGGGCCACAAUGGAGUCCGUUCCUGCAUUAGCUCUCUGAACUCCAGUGCAAUGCUGAGGCUUCGGGUAGGCAUUGGGCGCCCCACACACCCUAGUAUGGUGCAAGCCCAUGUCCUGGGCUGCUUCUCCCCUGAGGAGCAGGAGCUGCUGUCCCCCUUGCUGGACCAGGCCACCGACCUGCUUCUGGACCACAUCCGUGCUCGAAGCCAGGGGCCACCGUCGAGCCUCUGAGACCAGUGGACAUAUCUACCUGUUUGACGGCCUGCCGAUGCCCCGAAGCCCAGACACAGCCACAGGACUGCCAUGACACAUGUGGUACCCACUGUUUAUAUAACUUCUGGGUGGCCCUAGGUCACUUGCAGAUUGGAAGAGGGACUCUGGCCACCACAGUCUGUUUCUGCCGUGGCUUGGUCUCCCCGUGUGCUACUUACGGUGUAGGAAAGGUUUAGGAAGGCCCAACUUUCUGAAUCUUCUGAGAGCGCCAGAUGGAUAGCUCUGCAAGAUUAAAAGAUGCUUGCUUGCAA
Molecule: messenger RNA, 973 nt
Organism: Myodes glareolus (Bank vole)
Lineage: Eukaryota; Metazoa; Chordata; Mammalia; Rodentia; Cricetidae
Gene: Ptrh1
Product: peptidyl-tRNA hydrolase 1 homolog
Molecular function (GO): peptidyl-tRNA hydrolase activity
Source: RefSeq, a predicted model, not a curated record